Molecule: messenger RNA, 1332 nt
Organism: Fusarium pseudograminearum CS3096
Lineage: Eukaryota; Fungi; Ascomycota; Sordariomycetes; Hypocreales; Nectriaceae
Exons: 2
Coding region: 1-1332 (443 amino acids)
Cellular component (GO): Swr1 complex
Molecular function (GO): nucleosome binding
Source: RefSeq, a predicted model, not a curated record
AUGGCCGGAGGACGCAAAGCCAAAGCCGCGCCCCCCAAAGGCCCAACACCAACACUCGUCCUCGACAACGGCGCCUCAACCAUCAAAGCCGGCAUCGUGCGCGACGGCAAAUUCGACGACCCGCGCAUCAUCCCAAACGUCAUCGCCCGCGACCGCGCCCGCAAAGUCUACGUCGCUUCCGAGAUUGAGAAAUGUCGCGACUUUGGAGAGAUACAGUUCCGGAGGCCCAUGGAGAAGGGCUUCAUCGUCAAUUGGGAGGCGCAAAAAGAGAUUUGGGAUCGUGAGAUUUUUGAGAACAAGGCUUUUGCGAUUGAUCCUGCUGAGUCGAGGUUGAUACUCGCUGAACCGCCAAAUGGAUUGCCGAUUCUGCAGGCCAAUUGCGAUCAGAUUGUUUUUGAAGAGUAUGGGUUUGAGAGCUACUAUCGCGGUAUAGGCCCAACAUUCAAUGCCUACCACGAUAUCCAAAACAUCUUCCGAACACCCCGGGACGAUCCGACCGCAAGCAAUACCCCCGCCGAAGCCGUCAUGGUGAUCGAUUCCGGAUACUCGCACACGAUCAUCACGCCACUCCUCCGCGGCCAACCUCUACACUCGGCCGUCAAGCGAUUAGAUGUCGGCGGCAAGGUCCUCACCAACUACCUGACACGCUUAAUCUCUCUUCGUCAUUUCGAUAUGCGCAAUGACACAUACAUUGUCAACGAGAUGAAGGAGCUUUCUUGCUACGUCUCACCCGACUUUAAAGCCGAUCUGGAAAAGUCUUGGAAGGGCACAAGGGGAGAUCGACGGCCGGAUUAUUUGUCUGGAGGUGGCAUUGCCAAAGAUUACAUCCUACCCGACUUUCACACCCACUCCAAGGGAAGAUUAUGCGAAUACGAACCCUCACGACACUCGAAAGCGAAGAAAAUGGCCAACCAAUCCGAAGAAGACGCUCUGACGUUACGAAAUGAGAGAUUCACGGUUCCUGAAAUACUAUUCAAUCCAUCAGAUGUCGGGAUUAGGCAACCCGGCCUGGCUGAAUUGGUUCAGGAAUCACUUAACGAACUCCCCAUUGGUCUUUGGCCCAGCCUCUUGGCCAAUAUCGUCGUUGUAGGUGGGAACUCGCUCUUUGACGGGUUUAUCCAGCGAGUACAGAAGGAAGUCGUGCAACGCGUGCCCGACGAUUGUAUAGUGAGAGUCGCCCGACCUGCAGAUCCGAUUACACAGACGUGGUACGGCGGCGCCAAUCUAGCGAGCCACCCACACAUUGAGAAACUGGCGGUCACAAAAAAAGAUUACGAAGAGCACGGUGCUGCGUGGGUUGCUCGGAAGUUUGUAACUGGGCUGGGAACGUGA